UUCUAAUCAUUAAUCGCUCACUGAGGAAUUAAUGAGCAGGUUUCCCACUUUGAGGCCUAGAGACACACACAGGAGGAAAUAUCAUAAUGUUUUGUCAGUUUGAAACCAGUGUUUCUUUUAUUUGAUGGAAGCACUUUGGUCCUGUUUUCCUGUCGCAUGACAAGUAACGUAAAUACAGGUCAAAUGUAUAUAUGGGAAUUAUUUAAUUUUUUUAAGGCAAAGAGUAAAAACCUUCAUGUUGAUGCUUUUAGAAUUGAAGAUAAACAAACUCCUGUGAAAUGUUCCUGAAUAUGAUAUUUGAUCCAUUAAAUAUUAGCAGCAAGGAGUCAACCGUGACCUUUGACCUUUAUCCACUGAAAUCCAGUCAGUUCAUUCUUGAGCUGGUUCUUUGUGAGUCACGGUUUUCUCGUCCAAUCAGGAGGCCGGACCCGGGGUUUCACGGCUGCCAGUCGGUGGGAGCAGCGAGGGAACCGGGACGAGACGCCCACGCUGACCAGAGCGUGGUCAUCCUGCACGCCAAGGUGGCUCAGAAGUCCUACGGCAACGAGAAGAGGUUCUUCUGUCCUCCGCCCUGCGUGUACAUCCGGGGUCGUGGAUGGAAGGUCAUGCAGGAUCAUCUGAAAGCUGCUGGUUAUGGAGACUCUGUGUAUCGGAUGUGUGGUUACAUGUGUCUCGACAACUCCAGCCAGUCUCAGGCCGACACUUUCAAACUGGUCUUCGAUGAGCAGCCAGACUCCACGCAGAUGUUUGCCUGCGCCAAGUCGCUGUUCAUCUCUGAUCAGGACAAGAGGAAACACUUCCGCCUCCUGCUGCGACUCUUCCUGGGCAACAGACAGGAAGUGGGUUCGUUCCAGAGCAGGCUGAUCAAAGUGAUCUCCAAGCCGUCCCAGAAGAGACAGUCCAUGAAGAACGUGGACCUGUGUAUCUCCUCGUGCUCCAGAGUUGCUUUGUUCAACCGCCUGCGCUCUCAGACGGUCAGCACUCGUUACCUCUCAGUGGACAGAGGAGCUUUUGUAGCCAGCGCCAGACAGUGGACAGCCUUCACCAUCACCAUGGUGGAGGACCAAAGUGCUGACCAAGGGGACUUUGUGCUGAGCGAAGGCUUCAUCUGUUACGGCGCUGUGGUCCAGUUAGUGUGCACGGAGUCUGGAGUAGCACUGCCCCCAAUGGUGAUUCGUAAGGUCAACAAGCAGCAGGCCAUCCUGGACGUGGACGAGCCGGUGUCUCAGCUCCACAAGUGUGCCUUCCAGUUCAGAGACGACCCUCAGGCCUUCCUGUGUCUCUCCAACGACAGCAUCAUCCAGCACCUGGCUCCGUCCAGCACCAGGGACCCCAGCCGGGUGGUGCUGAACGACGGGUCCUGUUGGACCAUCAUCGGAGUGGAGAUGGUGGAAUUCACCUUUAACGAGGGUCUGUCCUGUGUCCAGACCCCAGUCAGUCCUUUUCCUGUCAUCAUAGGGCUGGAGGUGAAUGGCGGAGGACACGUGGCCAUGAUGGAAAUCCUCGGGGAAAACUUCAGCCCUCAUCUCAAAGUCUGGUUUGGAAACAGUGAAGCUGAGACCAUGUUCAAGUCGCCCAAGUCUCUGCUGUGUGUCGUCCCUGACGUCUCUGUCUUCAGCGACGGGUGGCGCUCUCUGCGGCGCGUCCUCACCGUCCCUCUGUCCCUCAUCCGAUUGGACGGCCUGAUUUAUCGCACCUCUUUCAGUUUCACCUACACCCCCGAGCUCCAGCUGUCUUCGUCUGUCCGAGGAGGAGGAGGAGGAGGAGGAGGAGGGAGGAGAGACGGGGGCAGUGACGAGGGACAGGAGGACGAUGUCCUGCUGGAGACCAUCCACCAGGAGUUCACCAGAGCCAACUUCCACCUCUUCAUGCAGAGUUGACCUGAUGAUCAGGUUCCGAUCACAGACGGACAUGAAUACUUCAUCUCAGAUCAAAGCUUCACUCAUCUUCCUCUUUGUCCUGUUCGAGUUUGAAUCUGAGUAUUUAACAAAAUCCAUGAGAAUCAUCAGUCGACACGACAAAUAUAGAAUAUAUAAAUAUAUGAUCCAGAGAUAUCAGUUCAAUCUAAAUCAUUCCAUCAACUUAUUGAGCUUAUUCAUAGAUUCAGUUUGUAACUUUACUGCAUUAAAUGUUUAUUUCAGACGUCGGACCUGAGUCGUGUCUGAACAUUUUAAA
Messenger RNA from Pleuronectes platessa (European plaice), 2175 nucleotides. It is a transcript of the gene rbpjl, whose product is annotated as recombination signal binding protein for immunoglobulin kappa J region-like. Gene Ontology annotation, cellular component: nucleus. Lineage: Eukaryota; Metazoa; Chordata; Actinopteri; Pleuronectiformes; Pleuronectidae. Gene Ontology annotation, molecular function: DNA-binding transcription activator activity, RNA polymerase II-specific; RNA polymerase II cis-regulatory region sequence-specific DNA binding. The transcript is spliced from 10 exons. The coding region runs from base 279 to 1880 and encodes 533 amino acids. The record is from RefSeq and is a predicted model, not a curated record. Gene Ontology annotation, biological process: regulation of transcription by RNA polymerase II.